Molecule: messenger RNA, 3183 nt
Organism: Schistosoma spindalis
Lineage: Eukaryota; Metazoa; Platyhelminthes; Trematoda; Strigeidida; Schistosomatidae
Source: the annotation of a GenBank genome assembly
AUGUAUAUGAUGAAUAUUCACUGCUCUCCCAAGUGGACGUCAGUUGGAGCUAAGAAACUGAUUUGUCUUUUGCUGUGCAUAUCAGUAGCUUGCUUGAUCACUUAUCGAGUACAUGUUUGGUUAAAGCAUUACGACAGUUUGGCAUCAAAAAUGAUUAUUUCAGCUUAUGAUGAUCAUCAAAGUAAUUUGCCAUUUCCUUUGAUCAGUAUCUGUAAUAUUAAUCCAGCAAGGGGAACUAAACUGUACAAUAUUCAGUCAACUGAGUCUCAGGAUCGUGGUGUUGAUUAUGAAAUUUUCUCAGAUGCUUUUCAAGGACGUCCAAGUGAAAAUCUCCCGGAAAGCAAACUUAAAAUGUCAAUUUUCAAGCUCAUGGAGAAAGCAUCUCAUCAGAUAGAUCAAAUGUUAAGAAGCUGUAAAGUUGGCCAAAGACAUUGUUCCGUACUGAAUUUUACAAAGAGUGUUCUACCGAAUGGAGCUUGUUAUACAUUAGCUGGCGAUUUAACUGGCAUAGACGAAAUUCAAUUAGUGUUAGAUCCACAAAGUUACGAUUAUUUGGUACCGAAUCAAGGAUUUAUUGGUUUUCGCAUUUUGUUACAUGGAUAUGGUGAUUCCUUAUGGGCAUUAAUACCAACUGCUGUUUAUGCUGGUCCAACAUUUCAUACUAUGUUACGUGCAGUUGGCCUUAAAAAGAUUUAUAAACAACAUUGUACAAGUCAAUCAAUCUGGGCUAGUUGUAUGCAUGACUGCAUGCAAGAAAUGUUAUUAGAAAAAUGUCAAUGUCAAUUGCCAGAUUGUACUGUUUUUGAAAUGAUGAGAUGUGGAUUAACUAUGAAUUCAAUGAUUGAAUCUCUAUCACCAGUUCAAUGUCAAUGUCAUAAUCCCUGUGAAGCAAUAUCUUAUUCAGUGGAAUCUAUAACACAAGCAUUAAAAUCACCAUUAUUAUUUACAAAUUCUCUAAAUCUAUUUACUAAAAUAAAUCAAACCAAUUUUGAAUCAAACAAUAAUUUUCAACUACCUACUGAUCAACAACAAUUUAAUAACAAAAUUAUAUCCAAAAACCAAAAAUUGACAACUGUUUCUGAUGACAUUAGUGAUUAUGAUCCUAAUAACAAUAACCAUAAAAAUGCUAAAGAAUUGAAUAUAAAUCAACCGGAACAAUUUCUGCACAUUUACAGAAAAGAGAUUUGGGAUGGCUUACUCCUUCAAACAUGGGCAUUUUUACGCGAAGCUAAUCGUACAGCGUUUGAACAGUUAAGACAACUUUCUCGUCUUUUACAAAGUUUAAAUUUGGAUUUACAGACAGUAGAACGUGCAGUUUAUAAAGUUCAUAGAAAACAUAGAUUUAAUUUAGAAGCUACGGACCUAAUGCUUUGGGAUAGCGAACGUCUAUCAACAAAUAAACAUUCUUCUUCAGACCGAUCUAACGGAUUAUGUAUGGAUAGUGAAGAACAUUCUCGUAUGCUAGAAAGGGUCAGCCGUUUAGGAAAGGAAUUUGUCCGCCUUUUUAGACAAAGCAUUUUGUUUCGCGAUAUAACAUUAGUCCCAGGACUAGAUUUUCACAUUCAUCUUGUUCGCCUGUUUUUUUUAAACGUCGUCGACGAGUUGGAUCGUCUUGCUAAUCAAUUAUUACACAACGACCUGUUUUCUGAUGUGACAAUGCUUGAUUUACAACGUAAGACACAUCAGUGCAAGCAAACUAACAAUAAUUUAAUAUACAACGAUACUAGUUGGGAAAAUCAGUUAGAACAAUCACAGUUAAUUGUUGCCAGUGAAGAUAUAGCGAGUCUUCAAGCUGUUCUUUUAGCUACCGAUUCGCAGUUCAAACAAUUAAGAACGGUGUUUUCUAAAUUAGUUUUGGAUAACCGUGAAUUAAUUGAAACUGUUCCAAUUAAGCGGGCUAGUUUAAACACUAAACCAGAUAGCUUGAUCAGCACCGAAGAAGGAUUAGUCAGUGUUACAAUACAGCUGACAAGGGAUAAAAAUCGUCUUAUACGUUUGGAAUCAGUACAGGCAAUUUAUAGUCCAAUCGCUGAACUAUUGGACCUAAUAGUAUCUGGUCUAUUGCUUGCAUUUCUAUCUAUCUUCCUUCUAAAUAUUUGUGUUUCACACCCAAACAAUUCGGAUUCGUGUUAUUCUGAAUGCUGUUGCUGUUGUUCCACUCUCGUAAAUAAAUCCACUAAUUCUAAAUCAUGUGAAUCACCGAAAUUGGUUACUCAUACCACUUUACCUACAGCUUCAUAUAUUAAUUGUAAUAUAGAUAGUGGAAGUUCUAGUAAACGUCUGCCAAAACUCAAUACUAUCUCAUAUAAAAAUCACAGUGACUUAAUACCAACUGAUAUUUUACAGAAAAAACCCACAAUGAAUUCAGUUUAUUUGUUUGAUUCACAUCAACAAGAUGGAGUCCCGAUUUCAAGUAAUUGUAUAAUAACAGGAUUACCAAUUACCAAUAAUAAGCCAUGUGCAAAAAGUUUUGGAGAAAAUUGUCGACAUAAUAUCCAUAUGUAUCCAAAUGGAUCAACACAAUAUCUGACACACAAUUUACCUACUUUACAGGGAUCUUCAAUGACAUUACCGAAGUGGGACAAUAAAGUUCUUCAAAUUGAUGUGGAUGGUUUUAACUGUAUGGAUGUAUCUGAGCAUUCUACAACUGAAUGUGAGGGUGAGCAAUCACAUGCAAACACAAAUCGUCAUUAUUCAUGUCAUCAACAACAGUCACUUCCACGACAACAACAACAACAGUUAAAUCAUCAACAAAACAGUGUCAACGAAUCCUGUAUAAGUUUUUGUGAUUGUUUGUAUUCCAUGGAAGAUAAUACAAGAACAGAUCCUGCAUCGUGUUUAAAUUCAAAUAAACUUUUAUUUUGUAGUAAUCAUUCAAAUACUGUGAAAAAUUGUUCUUCUAAUAGAAAACCAACUGAUAUUAAUUAUAGUAAAAAUGAAAUGUUAAAUUGUUUGAUAGUAACACCACAACUACAGGAUACAACAACAUUUAAUGAAGUCACACCAAAUAUUGUAACAACACAUCAGUUACCGUUUAAUGUUGAUUUACUUCAGUCAUCGCAAUUGUUGGACGAUAAGGCAACACUACCAGGAAAACAAAUACAAUCGGUAUGUCAGAGUUAUGUAUUAGGCACAGUUUUAAUAACAGAUGAGAAUAAUAUUCAUGACUACCAAUGUGUAUAA